CCCUCUCUCCGCGCCAGUGUCCUUCCUGCUAAUUCUCCUCACCAGACGACGCUCUCCGACUCCCUCAUUUCAGUGCAACAUAGUGAAGUGGUCGCUUGUGUUUGGUCCAGGACGAGGAAACGCUCAAUAAAAACAUUCUUGUGUCUGGCCAUCUGUUGGCGGACGGCCCUUACAUGCAUUGUGUGGCGUUGAAGGUCAGAUGAAUUACCAAGUGAAGAAAGAACCUAAAGUGAACGUUAUAAGACAUUUUGUUUCUUUUUAGGUGCUGGAAAACACGAAUAAAAAAUGAAGACCGCAAGGUAUGAGAAAGAUGAAUAAUGCAACACGUCAAGUCGUCAUCUGAGUGAUCAGUUUCCUGGUACUGUGCUUCUAGUUUUCUCCUGCGGGUUUGUUAAGGAGGAAGCGAGGACAUCAUGAAGACACACCUGUGCCUCCUGACUCUCGUGGCCCUCGUGCUGAGCGAAGGGCGGCGAGUCGAGGCCUCUGAGUGUGAGGAUGACUGGCGUGUGUUGGACGGUCACUGCUAUCGUGUAUGGGACGUACGCGCCUCUCACUCCCUGGCCACAGCUACCUGUCGGGCCCACGCGGCACACCUGGCCUCCGUGCACACGAAAAGAGAGAACGACUUCCUCCUGUCGUUAUUGGAAGGCGCUGACGGGAUGUGGCUGGGCCUGACGGCGGAGGAGGUCAACGAAGAGGCUGGCGGAUGGUCGUGGCUCGCGACUCUGCUUGGAAAGAGGUCAUGGCAAUGGACGGAUGGUUCCCCACUCACUUAUACCAGCUGGGCGACACCUAACAACCCUCCCGAAUCCUCUUUGCUGCGUCAGCCUGGACAAUCGUACCGCCCUCUGGCUGCGCACUAGUUGUCAUCAUCUACUGGAGUUUGUCUGCAAGAAGUCCUGCUUCCAGUGUCAGCCAGAGCCUCCUGUCAAUCUUCUCGCUGGCGACGCAGAUGACUUAGGUUCUGGAGACGCAAUGAAAGUUCAGCUUCAGCAUCGCUCCUUCCGACAACCCGAGGGUCUGUCCUUAGCAGCUCCGGAAGGUGAGGUAACACAGGACACACGAGCUACACCUCGCCCCGCCACCAACCCUGCGUGUGAUGAGGCGUGCGGAAAGAGCUUCUACCGGCUAUCCACGACUCCAAAGGCAUGGCGGGAGGCGCAGGAGGACUGCCUGGCUGGGGACGGGCGUGUUGCGGUAGUGGUGAACAGCGUGCCCCCUAAGCUGGCGUCAAGAUUGGCUGCACUGGGGUCUCCCCUGUGGGUGGGGAGCCGUGCCUCAGACGCUGUACUGAUGCGCCCUAGACCAGCCAUUACCCUUUCUGGAGUCCUCCCGACACGAGCAAGACGGAGGCAUCGCGGUCCCUGCCGCGUGGCUGUGCCAGGGUCUGGCCGCCCCUCUACUGUUGGUUGCCGCCGCCGCUACCACUACCUGUGUGAAUACUUGCAUCGUCAGGAUGACCGGCCCUCGCCUCCAGCCUCUAUCCUCGCCGGGCCCACCAAACCCCGGUCCCCCUGUACCGCGGGCUGGUACCCUUCUGGCGGAAGCUGCUACCGGACCUUCUCGACGUGGAAGACGUGGGCGGCGGCGGAGGAAACCUGCGUGAGUCACGGAGGGCACCUAGCGAGUGUUGGCAGCCCCUCAGAACACCAAGCCCUCCUCAGCCUGUCCUUGGGCAGCGAGGUGACCAGUCCUGUGUGGAUCGGUUUGCGCCGCGCAGAAGGAGGCGCUGACGCAUUCGAGUGGGUGGAUGGCACGCCCUUCCACCCUAACCUGGGCUGGGAGCGAAGCCAGCCUGACCACCACCUGGGGCGGGAGUGGUGCGGGGCCGCCAGCCUGCCUGGGUUUGCCCUGCAAGACGCCGUGUGCCUCACCGUCAUGCCCUUCGUAUGUGAGGCAGCCUAUGGCAUGUCACGAAAUCCACUGCCUCCCCCACCCGCCUUACCUGACCAGACGUGUGAAGGUGACCCCGCUUGGUUGCGACUCGGGGACCACUGUUACAGGCUGGUGGGCGUCGAGGACCAACAGCCAUGGGGGGAGUCCAACAAAAGGUGUCUUGAGGAGGGUGCUAUCCUAGCCUCUGUACAUUCGCUGGAGGAGAACUACUGGCUGCAGGCGAAGUUGCUCAGGCUGAGUGUGGAGGCGGUGUGGGUCGGCGGGCGCAUACGGAAGGAGGAGUAUCGCUGGCUUGACCACACGCCAUUCAACUUUACGAACUGGGCACCUGGUGAACCAAACAAUGUCCAUGACCAGGAGGAUUGUCUCGCCCUCUACACGCGCCGCCAAGGUUACUGGAACGACCAGAACUGUGGCUUCCCUGCAGGACGGGUGUGUAAGAGGCCCCUGGGGAGUAGCCAACGCCCCAAGCUCUCCAUUCCCGCCCCGACACCCGCUGCUUCCUCAAGCCACUGUCCCCGAGGAUGGACCACCGCCCAGGGGCACAGGUGUUACAAGUACUUCGCUGAGCUGAGGGACUUCGAUGGUGCCCGCGCCGCCUGCAGGAGAGAGACUCCCGACGCAGAACUGGCCAGCGUGCACACAGCGGAGCAGCAGGCUUACCUCACCAUGUUAGCGGGCGUGGAAAUGACAGGGGCGUGGCUUGGGAUGAAGAGGCAACAGGAGCACGUCCUAUGGGUGGACCAGACACCCGUCACCUUCACCUCCUGGGCGGCGGGCGAACCCAGCGGCACCCGGGCAACGAUAAAGGUCGAGGCUGGGCGGCGGCUGCGGCAGGUUGAGGAGUGCGUGGAGCUGCUCACUCACAGUAGAGCGGGAAUGUGGAACGACGUAGCCUGCAGCGAGAAACGGGCUUUCUUGUGCCAGACUCCUGUAGAGCCAGCGGGACUAGAGUACAUAUCACCCUCUCCCUCCACUUCUCCCUCGCCCUCAUCCUCUCCCUCCCCUUCUUGGCCCUCUCCCUCUCCCUCCCAGAGUUGCCCUCUGCCCCACAGUCACUACUUGAGGCGGGGUGAACACUGCUACCGCCACGUCCUCACCCCACUCCCCUGGCAGGAGGCAGAGGACACCUGUAGCAGGGAGGGGGCGCACCUGGCCACGGCCCUUACCAAGACGCAGGCUGCGGCAGUGUGGGUGGCGGUGAUGGAGGCUGAGCUGCAGGAGGCGUGGCUGGGACUGCGUUAUGAGGAAGAGCACGAAGCCUUCAGGUGGUCGAGUGGGUGGCCGCUGCUGCACUCUCACUGGUCCUCCGAUACCAGCAGAGAGAGUAGCGGGGGAUGCGCAGCUCUCAGCGCCUCCUCAGGGCAGUGGGUGGUGCGUCCUUGCCUCGUCACGCUACCCUUCAUCUGCCAUCUAGACGCAACAGCAGCAACAGCAGAGGGGACAGCAGUGAGGACGUCCAGUGAUUCUUGUCCUGAUAAGCGCUGGUUAGACUUCGGAGGUCCCAACUGCUAUCUGGUGGUGAGGGACCCUAAGCCCUGGCACGACGCUCGCUACACGUGUCUAUUGGAGGGCGGUGACCUGACCUCCAUUAUCUCUGGGGCGGAGAUGACACUGCUCACCAUGGCGCUUCACGACGUGACCCAAGCCGUGUGGAUUGGACUGCUGCGGGAGGAACACGGACAACGGUGGAUAGACGGUCUGCGGCUCAACUUCACCAACUGGAACGAAGGGGAACCGAACGGCGGAGCGGGCCUGUGUACUGAAGUGUACUCCAACACCGGCCGCUGGAACGACGUGGAGUGUUCCCAGGUAUUCCCGCUGACAGGAUCGCCAGGCUAGAGCAGGCCAAGCCACAACUGGAGGUAAGCCAGAAUGGCAAUGAUCUGAUAGUGAAGACCAUUGCAGGCGACAAGGACUUCAC
Molecule: messenger RNA, 3820 nt
Organism: Portunus trituberculatus (swimming crab)
Lineage: Eukaryota; Metazoa; Arthropoda; Malacostraca; Decapoda; Portunidae
Product: macrophage mannose receptor 1-like
Exons: 25
Coding region: 757-3738 (993 amino acids)
Source: RefSeq, a predicted model, not a curated record